This is a messenger RNA of Scheffersomyces amazonensis, 841 nucleotides long. RefSeq lists its product as uncharacterized. The record is from RefSeq and is a predicted model, not a curated record. Gene Ontology annotation, biological process: mRNA splicing, via spliceosome. The coding region runs from base 53 to 781 and encodes 242 amino acids. The transcript has a single exon. Gene Ontology annotation, cellular component: spliceosomal complex. Lineage: Eukaryota; Fungi; Ascomycota; Pichiomycetes; Serinales; Debaryomycetaceae.
AUGACUUCUAUAGUGGUUGGUAGUGUAGUGUAGUGUGACCAAUAGGAGGAUCAUGUCGGGGAUCAAGUUCAGUAUUAAGAAGAAAAGUGGGGGCAUAGACAAGUUGAAGUUGACGUCAAAGUCAAAGUCAAAGUCAGACAAAUCGAAGGUGAGUAUACAGACUGUUAAGAAAGUUAAUCCUUUAGCUUCUACGACAUACAAGGCCUUUGCAGAUGAAGAAGAUGAUAAUGAUAAUGAUGGAAAGACUAUUGAAAUCGAGACCUUUGACUCGCAUACUUUGAAGACUGCAUCGGGAGAUAACACACAAGAACCAUUGAUCAUAAUACCGAAACAACUCCAUAGUCAAAUAAGUCAACAGGCGAGAGAAGAGCAAGUGCGACAGCAGGAAGAGGACGAGUCUAAAGCUCGAUUAGACUAUGGAAUAACUAAUUAUAGUAAUAACAGUAAUGAUAAAGAAAAUGAUAACAAUAACAAUGUACUGUCUGUAUCUGUGCUACAUCGUCAGAGAGCUGAAGAUCCCGAUGAAGACUCUGAUGAGGAGUAUGCUAAAGUACCAGUAGACCAAUUUGGUGAAGCCCUAUUAAGAGGAAUGGGUUGGACUCCAGAUCCACAACCAAAUAGUAAUACACCCCAACCUAUGAAUCAACAAAAGAGUCCAUUAUUAGGUAUAGGUGCCCAGCCUAUAGAUUCAGAAUUGUAUGAUGAUAUCAAAGGAAAGAAGCCAGUAGUGCCACUACUUAAAGUAGAUAAAAUUACAGGAGAGCGAGUAUCUGAAGAAUAAAUAAAGUAUAUAUAUAAAUAAAUAAAGUAUAUAUAUAAAUAAAUAAAGUAUAUAUAUAAA